Messenger RNA from Lodderomyces margitis, 1986 nucleotides. RefSeq lists its product as uncharacterized. Gene Ontology annotation, cellular component: cytoplasmic stress granule. Gene Ontology annotation, molecular function: RNA binding. The coding region runs from base 1 to 1986 and encodes 661 amino acids. Gene Ontology annotation, biological process: cytoplasmic stress granule assembly. NCBI's taxonomy places the organism in Eukaryota, Fungi, Ascomycota, Pichiomycetes, Serinales, Debaryomycetaceae. The transcript has a single exon. The record is from RefSeq and is a predicted model, not a curated record.
AUGAAGGCUCAAUCAAAUCGCCCGGGCAACAAGGUCGGUCAUCGCCGCUCGAAUUCACGUCAUAAUGGGAGUACAAACGGUUUAGGUGGGAGGGCUAGUCCCGUUGCGAGCAAUCCCAAAAGUUUAGGACUGGACAGUGCAGUAACUCUGGUCGACUCUGGUGACAACCAAAGUGACAAUAGGUUGAUUUACUUGAUUGCAAAGUCCGUUGGGAAAACAUGUGUUGUCACUACGACCGAUGGAUCUCGGUACCAGGGUUUAUUAGUGGCCACAGAUUUAUGGACCCCAAGCUCGCACUCGUCUUCUUCUGUGGUUAUCAAACAGCCUCAGUUAGUGGGUAAAAGCUUGAUUAAUGAGAAGAAUAACCUUGAUAAGAUGCCGGAACAUCUCGUUAUUCAGGCCAAGGACUUGAUUGACUUUGAAGUGGAUGUUAACAUCAAUGAGCCAAUCAAGCACUACACAAGGGAAGAAUUCAAGACUGAUUCUGAUAUUUCAAAUAACCCCGAGAAACUGAAAACCUUUGAAGAACGUGAAUUGGUUAAAUGGGAACCUGAAGAAGAGGAAGGAUUGCAAAAAUUGACCUUGGAGGAUGAAGCUACCACAAGGAAUGGAAAUUCACACUGGGAUCAGUUCAAGGUGAAUGAAGAAAAGUUUGGUGUUGAGAGUACCUACGAUGAACACUUGUAUACUACAAGAAUCGACAAGUCAGCUCCAGACUAUGAACAGCGUCUUGCACGGGCUAAUCAAAUUGCCGCUGAGAUUGAGGGACAGACAACUACUGACCGCCAUAUUUUGGAAGAAAGAGGUAUUCAAGUUGAUGAUAGUGGUAUGGACGAGGAGGAUAAGUACUCGGGAGUCGAUAGAAGAGGAGAUGAAUUGAUGGCCGCUUUGAAAUUGAAUAGUAAAUUGGCAAAAAGUGAACAACCAUCUAAAUCGGGCCAGGAUAAUUCUAGAUACGUAACUCCAAGACAACGCGCUGCAAACUAUCACAACGAUCCAGCAAUUGUCUCGAGUUCAGCCGCAAAUAACAAAAAUGAUAAAAAGGCGCCGGAUUCAGUUCCUGCAAAACCAUCAGUGCCAAACGAGUCGUUUAGACUCAAUGCACAAAGCGAAAUCAUCUCUCUCCGGGACUUUAGUGCAAACUUCGAAAUACCUCACAAGAUGCCACAAGACCUUUUACCUAUUUUGGCAAAGGACAAGCUUAAGCAGGAUGAAAUUUUGAAGAAACAACAGAAGCAGGAAGAGAAGCAAAAGGCACUGCAUGUGUCACUGGGUCACUCAACGCCACAAAGCAAGGAGCUGGUGCAGCCUUCACAAGCACCACUGGCUGCUACGCCGCUGGCUACUACACAGCCACAACUGUCCCACGUUAGACCUCAAGCAGAGAAAAAGACGCUGAAAACGUUCAAGCUUAAUCCUAAUGCAGCUUCUUUUACCCCAUCGCUUGCACAAAAUACCUUGGCAUCACCACCGAAAGCUGUGUUGAAUAAUCAAUUGCCAGUGCAUUCGCCACACGCAGCCAAUAACAGGACUUACUCAUCUAGCUCACAAGGUUCUUCCAAAAGGCAUUACCAAAUUUCUCCUCAAGACUUUUUUGGAGGCGUAAACAAAGUACCAACUCAAGAGAAACAGGCGCAAAAAUUAAAAGAGUUAAAAACCGGGUUCAACAUGUUCAAUACUACAAGAGCAAAGGCAGAUACUACUCCAGUUGUAUAUGAAAAGAGUUUUCAAACUCCACCAACGUGGGAUGCAACUAUUGAGGAGACACACGAGGCCCUCUUCCCAAGGCCCAUGUUUAAAUCCCCUUCGUUCAUGCCAAGUCCAAUGAUUGCGACGUCAGCACCAAUGCCGUACAACUUUCAGAUGCCUCCUCAGCCACAAUUUCCUCAACAGGUUGCUCCAAUAUGGUUCAUGCCGCCCCCACAAAAUUUCGGCAUGAUGCCAAACAUGUAUCAAAAUGGACAACCAGGAAGAAGAUUUAAAUAG